Molecule: messenger RNA, 312 nt
Organism: Enterobius vermicularis (human pinworm)
Lineage: Eukaryota; Metazoa; Nematoda; Chromadorea; Rhabditida; Oxyuridae
Source: the annotation of a GenBank genome assembly
AUGUCGUCGUCAUCGCCAUCGUCAACGACCACUCCAUUACCGUCGAAAUACGACUCAAAAAAAGAAACGGACAGCACUGCUGCACCGGUUGUUAGAAUGCGAACUAAAACACCUUUAUCUCAGACACAAACUCAGGUUGUUCCGAAUGGAACACCAAAUGGGACUUCCUUGGCGGUUCUUCAGCGUGGUCUUGAAGCCCUCAAUGAAGUAAGCCCAGAAAUUGAUGAUAACAUAGAGGGUAAGUUUUUCUUAUUUGGGCAUCGAAUUUUUUACAUUAUAGCCGUUGCUGAAAACAUUAAAAUCGUUGGUUGA